Messenger RNA from Amblyraja radiata (thorny skate), 3531 nucleotides. RefSeq names its product ring finger protein 126 (gene rnf126). The transcript is spliced from 9 exons. Gene Ontology annotation, cellular component: cytoplasm. The coding region runs from base 26 to 973 and encodes 315 amino acids. Lineage: Eukaryota; Metazoa; Chordata; Chondrichthyes; Rajiformes; Rajidae. The record is from RefSeq and is a predicted model, not a curated record. Gene Ontology annotation, biological process: protein ubiquitination. Gene Ontology annotation, molecular function: ubiquitin protein ligase activity.
GUCACUGUGGCCGACCUACGUGAAUAUGGCGGAGGCUUCCUCACAGCCGCGCUACUUCUGCCACCGCUGCUCGGCCGAGAUUCUCCCCCGCCUGCCGGAAUACACCUGUCCAAGAUGUGACUCUGGUUUUAUAGAAGAAUUACUCGAUCAAGCUCCAAGAAAUGCUGAAAAUGGCUCGAAUUCAACAGCUUCCACAAGUGACCAGACUCGGCAGUUAUUUGAGGGUUUAGACCAGCACUUGCUUUCCUUACCGCAAGGAAGCUAUGGACAGUUUACAUUUGGUAUUUUGGAUGAUCCCUUUGAUCCCUUUUCCUUUGGGACAAAUCAUACCUCAGAAGAAAACCGAGACUCUGAAAGCAGGAGGGAGCGGGAGCACCAGUCACGUCCGCGGUAUAGUUCCAGGCAAUCCCGAGCACCCCGCUUCCCGUCACGGCGGCCUACAACACGGAAUGAAGGAGUGCCAACUCUUGAAGGAAUAAUUCAGCAAUUGGUCAAUGGAAUCAUUGCGCCCACAGCAGUGCCACAUUUAGGAUUGGGUCCAUGGGGUGUCUUGCAUUCAAAUCCAAUGGAUUACGCAUGGGGAGCCAAUGGUUUGGACACGAUCAUUACACAGCUGCUGAAUCAAUUUGAAAAUACUGGCCCGCCUCCUGCUGACAAAGAGAAAAUCAAAACUCUUCCCACUGUUCAAAUAACAGAUGAACAUGUAGGUUCUGGUGUAGAAUGCCCCGUGUGUAAAGAAGACUACAGUGUUGGAGAAACAGUUAGGCAACUCCCAUGCAACCAUUUAUUCCACAAUGACUGUAUAAUACCUUGGCUAGAAAUGCAUGACACUUGUCCAGUCUGUCGGAAAAGCUUAAGCGGGCAAAACACAGCAACAAAUCCUCCUGAUUUAUCAAGGAUGAACUUUUCCUCAUCAUCAUCCUCCUCUGCCUCAAGUUCACCAAGUAACGACAAUUCAACAAACAAUUCCUGAACUAUUUUUUAAAGACAGCAUCCAAGGCUACUGUUUUCAUAAUGCAACAGUGUUUGAUGACUACCAUGACACAUUUUAUAAUUUAAAUUAUUGUAUUAUGCAUGGCGCAAAGAAAGCCAGAGUAAAUGGAGAUUCUUAACCAAGAACUCUUUUCUAAAAAUGUCAACUCAAACAUGAAUACCCACUUUUUUCCAUAUUGACUUGUUUUAUAGAUCUAACUUGCGGGACCGAUUUAAAACAUUUCUUAUUGACAAGCUGCUAUGUUUUAUUUUAUUUCAUCUCACUGUGGGUAGACGAACCCCGUGUGCACAUUGCUGUGAUCAUACUGCUGUGAAUUAUUUUAAGCAGUGGAAGAAUUCUGCUGUUCCUUUGCAAACAAAUUUGAAGCUUUAACCAUCGUAAUGCAUUUUAAAGUUAACUCAGCUGUUGGAUAUCUGGGUAUUUUCAUUUCAUUUUAUAGUCCUUGGUUUUGUUUUUCUCAUACUAAAAAGGGAUUAUUUUUUCAAAAGUAUCUUUUUAUUGGAUUGGCCAUUUUAUAGUUGCUGUGGAAAGCUCUGCCGGACACAACACCAUCCCAUUUUUUAUUCAGUAGAAAGUGGGGCAAUGUUUGCUUCAGAUUAAAUCGAAGGGCAUGUGUGUAUGGGGUAUGCAAAUAUAUUCGAAAAUGUAUCUUAAAACAUUGAAGUGAUGAUUACAUAUCUGCUGAAAAUGAUUUUUAAAUCAGUUCUUGCUGUCUUUAAAUCUGAAAAUAUUUGAAUCAUGGAAGAACUGCAAUGCCUCUAUUGACUUAAUUUGAAGUGGUUUAAGAUGCAGUCCAGCAACAUUUAUUAAUCAGCGCCUGGCCUGUCUAUCAUCUGUCACUUACUGUAUAUGUAGAAAACCAGACUGGCUUACUUUGUAAGCUUGGGUUUCCUGGUAAGAUACAAAAUCUAAAGAUGUGCCCAAUGGUAUGCUUGUCAGUAGGUAACACAUAGUGUACAGGAAUGUGAUACAAGCAAAUACCCAGUAAACUUGGGGCAUUUACUAAGUUUGUUAAUAUUGUAUCGCCAUCAAUUGUAUACAUGUCAGUGAAUAAUCAUUACAUUUUUAAAAACUGCUUUGUCCUUGACUCUUUGCACCUGAGCAGCAUUUUCUUGAAAGGCACCAACCUAAUUGAUCAAUGAUAUGAAACUUCCCACUUUAAUCAUUAAAAUGACAGAACAUAGAUGUUUUUCAUUUACCUUUGUCGUAACAAAACCUGUAUACUUUAGUGAUACAUAGCACACUAGUCAGUGAAAUAAAUUAUAGUGUAUAUUUUGCAAGGACCUAAGUGAUUUGACGUAUCUGUGUUUUAAGCAGAGAAAGGUAUAGCGUUGGUGUAAAGUUAGGAAAGAGUAAAUGGAAAUACAUUUAUAGUUUACAUUUCUAUGUCUGUCUCGUAAACUUGAAUGUUGUUUCAUUAAAGUAAAUACUGGGAGAAUUUUUUACCAUGCACUUUGGUGAUUUGGACUACAAGUCUUAAACUUACAAAAUAAUCUUUUAGUUCAAAUCUGCUAAGGCUUGUAGGUGAAGACUUUGGACUUCCACACGGAUGAGUUUGUUCUUUAAUUGUGGAUGUCUGCUGGGAAGCAUUUGAAUCUGAAAGCUUGAGUAAACGCACUUGGGACCUGAAGUGGUGAGACUUAGUAGAGACGGAGAAAUUGUAUGAAGAUUUAAAUUGCCUAAUGUCAUUUUUUUUUAAUUGAUUAGAAUAGAACAGUACUUUACAUAAACCUAAACUUCAUCAUAAGUUUCUGGACAACCUUGAUAAAAUUACAGCAUGUACAUGUAAAUAUACAUUAACAAUUCUGGAUGUGAAUGUAGGUGAAUAUUCCUGAAUAUUAUUAAGAUAUAUAAGAACUUGACACUCCAUGCCUGAAUUUUAAAUUGACUCCUGGGACAAAAACUGAAUUAUUGUGGUUUUGACUGCGGAGGUAUUUUAGAGUAGUAAAUGAAUCUCUUUUUGGUAUAUGGAAGAAUUUGGUUUGUCAUCUCUGAGUAAAGGGAAUUUACUUCAAUAAUUCAAAGUUAGUUUUACAUACAUCCCCACUUAACCAAAAAUAAAAUCAAGUUUGCUUCUACCAGUUUUUAUAUAGCUGUCCCAAACUUAAAUGGAAAGGUUUCCAUCAAAUUACAAAGUUUCAUUUUCAAUUAGAUUUUUGAAUUUUGCUUAAUGUCUCCACUGAUGUAUUACCCACUGACAAGAAUAUCAAUGCAUAUAUUUCUGCUCCAGACUAAGAGAUGAGUGCAAUAGCUUUGGUGCCCUGAAUUCCAUCAAGCAUCUGAACGAUGUUUUUAACAUCAGUAAAUCUUUUCUAGGUAGGUAUCUUGGAAAUUAUAUUUUAAAAAAUUAUAUUCUGCAUUUGGCAUCUUUUGAUUGAAUAACUUAAUUGAUUUUGGAACAUGAAUUAAAGGUACUUGCAUGGUUUUCAGAUUAAUUUUUAAGAUGCAUUGCACAGUGGAAUUUAGAUUGGAUGUUUUAGGGAUGAUAUUAAUUUUGUUUAAAUAAAGACUUUACCACCUUGUUUUUUCCAUAAGAA